Rosa chinensis is the source of this 1756-nucleotide messenger RNA. Its product is annotated as NAC domain-containing protein 101-like. NCBI's taxonomy places the organism in Eukaryota, Viridiplantae, Streptophyta, Magnoliopsida, Rosales, Rosaceae. The record is from RefSeq and is a predicted model, not a curated record. Bases 29 to 1723 code for a protein of 564 amino acids. Gene Ontology annotation, molecular function: DNA binding. The transcript is spliced from 5 exons. Gene Ontology annotation, biological process: regulation of DNA-templated transcription.
UAUAGUUCAAUGCACUUGACUUGACUUUAUGCAUAAACCUCACCCUUUCCUCUGCACUUCAGAGCAAAAACAAAAAAAACAAAACACCGAUCAAAAUCAGCUAUUCAGAGUGAAAGAGAUGAGCUGCGGCGACUUCAUUGUUCCGCCGGGAUACCGAUUCCAUCCCACCGACGAGAGGCUGCUUAGCGACUUGGAGGACAAGAAUCAGUGCAAGGACUCCGAGAACCCCACCACCAUCCCUGUUAUCGAGAUGUGCAAGCACGAGCCUCACGAGUUACCAGAACUGGCAUUCACAAGGGCGCAAAAUCUGGGCAGGAAGUUUUUCUCUUUUUUCUUCUUCUGGUUUGCAUGGGCAGAGUCUUGGGACAGUCAGGGCAAGUGGUACUUCUUCACUCCGCGUGAAUACAAGUACCCUAACAGCAAACGCUCCAACAGGACUACAGGGGAAGGGUUCUGGAAGAUCACAGGCAAGGACCGCGACAUCAAGGCCCCUGGCUCCAAAGCUGUGAUUGGGAGAAAGAGGACCUUAACCUUCUACAAACGUGGAGUGCCGAAACCCCAGAAGACUGGCUGGGUCAUUCAUGAGUUUUAUCUCAUUGAGGCACAUUCUAAUCCUCCUAAGCAGAUAGGGGACUUUGUUGUCUGUUGCUUGAAGUAUAAGUCAGACAACUCUGAUCAUGAUAAGGAUGCCCCAUUCUUCGAUCGAGGUAGCACUAGCUGCAGUAUGGCCUCCAAUGUUGAAAAUCAAGCUGAAGAAAAUUGGUCAUCCAUUAAGCAGGUUAAUGUCGUUCCAAUUCCCAAUGGAAAUGGUGAUGAAGCUGAAACUGGUGGUGAUAUGAUUACAGAAGAAGAGGAAUACCUGGCUUUAAAGGAGCUGGAAAAUGCUCUUCAGAGUCCUAUUGGCAAUCCUCAUGAAUUCCAAGGCACGCAAACUGAUCCUUGUCAUAUAGAUAAGAAUGAUCUUUCGACCUCUGUUGAAGGCCGACCUUUAAAGACCAAUUUGUCUGAUAUGAUUGAAGAGCUACUAGAUGACCCAGAAAAUCUGGAUUCACUCUUUGAUACGCCUGCACCACCUCAACUGCAUCAGCUGCAUCAGCCACCAAUGUAUACCACCAAUGACCAUAAUGAUGAAUGUCGUAAGAGGGCAUAUCCAUUUGAGGACAAUGAGCCUUCUCUUGUGAAGAAGAAUAAUAUUUCAACCAAUGACGAUGACGAAUUAGUUAGCAAGACCGCAUCCAGUUCGGAAAAUCAAGCUGCAAAUAUCAAUAUGAUUCAAGAGAGAUAUUCUCAACAAGGAGCAAAUCUGGGAUCAGACUUUGAUUCAUUUCUGCCGAAGGAUUACGAUUAUACACUACCAUCAAUAAACGGAGGACCGGGAGAUUUUCCCCAUGACAAUAAUUUUAUUGAGUGGGAUGAUUUGCCAUUCUUAUACGAAGGUAUGGACUAUUCUGCCGCAAAGUUCUCACAUACAGUUAUUGAUGGUGGAAAAGGAGUAACCAGUGACGGAAACACCGAAGGAAACUUCUUAAUCGUUUUGGCAUUCAGUUACAACUUAGGACAGCAGCAAUUAUUUUGUACCUGUUUUUCUUUUCUUUUUCUUUUGGGAGUGGGGGAGGCAUUGCUGGUGUCACAGCAUCCCCUAGUGAACUUUUGGUUGAAAGAGCGACCGGCGAAUGCAUAUGGUUCAAAUGCCAUCUGGAAGUCUACCCUUCUCUGGAUGUGACGAGUCCAGGCAUAUAAGGAUGUCUCUUCUCAU